Yarrowia lipolytica CLIB122 is the source of this 1260-nucleotide messenger RNA. RefSeq lists its product as uncharacterized. Gene Ontology annotation, biological process: protein farnesylation. The record is from RefSeq and is a predicted model, not a curated record. Lineage: Eukaryota; Fungi; Ascomycota; Dipodascomycetes; Dipodascales. Gene Ontology annotation, cellular component: protein farnesyltransferase complex. Gene Ontology annotation, molecular function: protein farnesyltransferase activity.
AUGGCUCGUCUACCGUCGUCCAUUCUGGACUAUAUUGCGGCGCAGCAGAACCGACACAAACUGCGCAACAUGACACACAUUCUCACGUUACCGAUCCGAGACUCGUAUGUCACGGAAACAAGUGAGCUGCAAAACGCCACAGAAGAACAGAUUGUCGCCUGUCUGGAGAAAUCACGCGACCAGGUCAGAUCUCUGGAGACAGAGAAACACGUGAAUUUCCUCAACAUGUUUCUGAGCCCGGACGCUCCUCUUCCCGACAAGUUCACUGGACUGGAUGCGUCUCGAGCCUGGCUGCUGUACUGGUCAGCAAACGCCAUCAGAGUGCUGGGAGGCGAGCUGAGCGACGAACAGAAGAAGGGAAUACCCCUGACUCUGGAAUCGUUUAAGGAGGACGGUGUAUUUGGAGGUGGAUCAGGCCAAGACGCACACGCGGCUUCAACAUACGCCGCCUUCCUCGCUCUGGCUGAUUCGGACGAUGAGGAUGCCUGGGGUCGCCUAAUCAACCCCGAAGAGGUUCUCAAACACAACCUGAAGCUAAAGUCACCAGAUGGAGGGUUCGCUUCCAACGUGGGUGGCGAGACUGACGUGCGAGGCACCUACUGUCGAUUAGUGGUGGCCUCUCUGACUAACACACUGACAACGGAGCUUACCGACGGCGUCAUUAAGUACAUUGCUUCAUGUCAAUCGUACGAGGGAGGUUUCGGUGGUAGCCCUGGCAAUGAGGCCCACGCCGGCUAUACUUACUGCGCGCUUGCUGCCCUGGCCAUUCUGGUGCCUAUUAGGGAGAUGGAUCAGUAUGUCAACGUUGAGUCGUGCCUUGCAUGGUUGUCUGCUCGCCAGUACCAGCCCGAGGGCGGUUUCUCUGGCCGAACCAACAAACUGGUUGAUGCUUGUUACGCCUACUGGGUGGGAGCCUCUCUCGUGCUCAUCAAUGGAGCUGUGCAUGCUGGUCCUUCUCUUUGGGACCGAAAGCAGUUGGCUCAGUACGUUCUCAACUGUUGCCAGCAGUCUGGAGGAGGUCUUCGAGACAAGCCUGGCUGCAAGGCCGAUGCCUACCACACCAACUACGCUGCCUGUGGAAUCGCCAUGUCUCAGUACAUAUACUUCCCCGAGGGCGAGAAUGGUUUGUAUUGGCAGGCCACCAGUUGCGAUGGAGCCGAUACUAGCAUUUGUCCUGUCAACCCUGUUUAUGGUGUUCCUCUGGGUGUGGCUGAGCGGAUGAGACUGUACUUCACAUUGAAGGAGGAGAAUCUCAAGUGA